AUGGUCACCUUCGGCCGCCACGUGAAUCAGAUGGCUGCUGCCUUCUGGCACCAGUUUCCAGUCGAGCAGAGACGGGCCGCUGUCGCAAAUAUUAUCCAUGAUUUGGCCGCCGCAAACAGCAUUCUCGUUGGAGUCCGGCAACCAGUCACGGCGUGCUCCACAUCGUACGAUGACGGCAUGAUGGCGCCGCCAUGGGAACAGUAUCGCUGA
Phytophthora nicotianae INRA-310 is the source of this 210-nucleotide messenger RNA. RefSeq lists its product as hypothetical. The transcript has 3 exons. The coding region runs from base 1 to 210 and encodes 69 amino acids. Lineage: Eukaryota; Oomycota; Peronosporomycetes; Peronosporales; Peronosporaceae. The record is from RefSeq and is a predicted model, not a curated record.